Porites evermanni is the source of this 5210-nucleotide messenger RNA. The record is from the annotation of a GenBank genome assembly. NCBI's taxonomy places the organism in Eukaryota, Metazoa, Cnidaria, Anthozoa, Scleractinia, Poritidae.
AUGUUCUCGUGCAAAUUUGUUCUCGGAGGGAUUUUGAUGGCUGCAAUAGGUGACUUCCUAGCCUUUAAGUUGUACCCGGAGGGAGGCUCCAGAUUUCGCUGGACAUUCCAUCAGAUGAAAGGUAACUUGAUGAAAUUCCAAAAUUUCACUCACAAACUCGCGGAUAUGUUUUGCAACGAUCCUGAACAAUGCAAGAAUGCUACCGAUGAAUUUUUCAUGAUCGCUGCCAGUCUCCCCCAGGACGUUGUGUUGCAGUUGGCAGACUUAAUGAGCAAGUUUGGUGAAUCGUCCAAACAACAGGAAGGCGGAGAGGUUAAUCGGAAGCACACUGAAGCCAAGAGAGCGGCUGUCAGCUAUUCAAACGGAGAAGUUCAAUUCCAAGGCGAUCCAAAGAAAGGAGAAACCGUCAUAAAGUCGCUGAAGUUUUCAGGUUACGAUGAAAAUAACCUUUGUGACCUCAUGGAGGGGAUACCCCCGGAGGAAUAUGAUGUAACAGUCGACGAAAUAGCGGAAUUGACCAACAUGCCGGAAAAACUCAAAAAAGUUAUCAAAAGAGCUAAGAACUUUUCUGGUGGAAAAGUGCAGGCGGUUAGAAGGUUGCAAUUCAAAACGGAAGAUGGAAACUUGGUUUUUGGCCGAGUGGCUGUUAUUCGCAGGGGCAAGCUGCUUGAUAUGGCUUACUCGCUUCACUCUGUGGCGUAUGAACUCGCGCCGCGCCAACGCAGACCUGAAAACGCUCAGAAGUUGGAACAGUUUUCCGAAAGCCUUGAGGACGGCGAGGGCGGCCGGAAGGAGUUCCAGGAAAUUUCAGUUGAGCUAAGAGACGAUUUUUUGGCGUUCUUCCAUAAACAGGCUAUCGAGGGGUUUGUUAAGCAUUGCGACUUCGUGCUAAAGGCACUGAACGACGACAACAAAGAUGCUGAAAUUCUUCAACAUAUUGGUGUUAGCAAAGAUGGAAAAGCUGUGGAAGAGGACAAGAUAACUAGGGACUGACGGCUGGGAAAAAAUUAUCAGAGUUGUUUAGGUGUCGUUGGUUCGACACUGCAUGGUAGUCUUUUUAUUUAGACCCAAUAUUUCUUCCAUGGGAAGAAAAACGUAUGUCAGUGAUACUAACCGUAGAUCGAAGGAUUGUGCAAAAGUUAUAACUUUAAGCACCUUAGAUAGUGAUUUGAAGUAAAUUAGAUGCCUAUAUUGAUCAUUUGACCAGGAUGACUAGUACAUCGUUAACCAUGUGAGUCUCUUUUUCUCGGAAAUGGUAUAGGGGCUGGUCACGCUUGAUGUUUCCCUAGCGAAGAAAUGGAUAAAAAUGGUUACCCUCUGUCCACAGUUCAGAACAGACUGUAGGCAAUCAAGUGAAGUUUUGUUCAUUAGACUAUAAUUAAUUUCUACAUUUCAGUAAAACUUGAAAGGUGUACUUACAGUACAUUGCAUGACACUGGUUGUUUUCUUUAUUGAUAAUUUUUUUUUUCCUUUAUUAAUCGGGGCGGGUUUCACAUUGCAGUAUUUUGUGGUAGCUCCCGUUUUCAGAUUGUGCGUUACUUGAGUAGCUUUCCUUUCGCAGAAUGCCAUUAUUACCUUAUUUGGUCGAAAGGUGAUGUGUAAAAUGGAUCAGUAUGAUACCUAUUCUUUUAAACAGUGAUUUUUCGACAGCAUUUUUGUAUUUGUGUGUCUGUCGAUGUCGCGAGGACAACCGCAUCUUGCUCUCUUCUUUUUGGUUACCGACAAUAAUUCUAUUAUUUUUGUUGAUAGUUUUUUCGUUUACUAUUACCGGGUUAGGUAAUCAUGAUUUUGUCUUGCUACUUUACGGAACGCAAAAGCAAAAUAACACAACACUCAGGCUUCCUGAAAAUAUGUUUUUGAUCGGUUUAUCGGUUUAUCCAUUAAGCACGCCCGGUUGUAUUUACUGAAAAUGGAAUCAAGAACGAAAAUCCUAAAACAAAAAGAAUUCCCUAAAUGCAUGCUGAUGAAGUCGUUUCUUAGUGUCGUUAGCAAAUGAAUGAUAAUACGUAAAAUGCUCCAGUAAAGUUAUGAAGUAAUAUCAAACAUGAGGAGACGCUGUGUUUCAUCACCAGAUGAAAUACCGAGAAAGGAGUUGAAAAUACGACGCGCAGCGGAGUAUGUUUAACGAACUUCAAGGUGUUUCAUCGGGCGAUGACACACUGUGUCGAUGCUUGAUAUUACUUCUCAAAUAAAACGAUUUUUUUACCAGAAGAAAUAAAGGAUGCAAAAAUUAGCAGUUUUUCAUCUAAUUCUAAACACUUAUCAAACGUUAAUUUCCUUUGUUUUUUCUUUAUGAAUUAUUGAUGAGUUUGAGAAGAAGAUAUCAAACAAACUUCAUCAAGGAGCCGGCAGGAAUUGCAUUAAAACUUGAAAAGAUUCGCCCCAACUUUUUCAAGUUUCAGUCCAUGUCAAUCCUUGUCAUCUGUUGAACAAAGGACAAAAAACAGUUUCAGUGCCUAAAUAUACCGGUAGUCUUAAAUAACAAAACUAGACUAUAAAUUUUGACAUUCAAUUUAUGCGAGAAACGUUUUAGCUUUUUCAGGGGCACCCAACGAGAAUGUAGGUCAAAACCACUUAAAUAAAGCAUUGUUGAACGUAUUUUAGUAUUUAAACGGUAGAUAUAGGCAUAUUUUUAUCCCCUAAAAUUUUUUCAUCUGUUCGGAUUUCCUAGCUGAAAGUCUAGUGAUCCAAUGACCACCCAUAACUUGCAUUAUCGUCUUUAAGAUACAAAGUUCGUCAUUUUCCUUUGUCCCGAAUAAACCAACUCGACGAAAAUGGAUGUCCCACUUUCAAUCUUUGCACUCGAAUGAACCCCUUAAUGAACAGCAGGAGGCAAUUAUAGAUGAGUUGCAGAAUUCAAAGGAUAUUACGACACGAUCUCACUCCUUGGAUUACCUCAUCACUGAAAGUGAAAUUCGCACUGCAGCUGGAAAACUCAAAAACAACAAAUCUUCUUUUUCAGACAAAAUCAAAAACGAAAUGAUCAAAUCUAGCCUAAACGAAUUAAUGCCUGUUUAUCUAAAACUAUUUAACACGGUCCUCGACUUAGGAACUAUGCCCCAAAUGUGGUGUGAUGGCCUCAUUACACCAAUUUUUAAAUGUGGUACUAAAAGCGAUCCAUCAAACUACCGUGGAAUUUGUAUUUCCAGUUGUAUUGGAAAACUAUUUUGUUCAAUUCUCAAUCAGAGACUUCUAAAGCACGUUGACUUAAAUAAUAUACUUCACAAGUCUCAAAUUGGUUUUCUAGCAAAUAAUAGAACAGCAGAUCAUGUCCUCACACUUCGAACAUUAAUAGACAAAUAUGUCCAUUGUCACAAGGAGAAAAUAUAUGCGUGUUUUGUUGACUUUAGGAAAGCCUUUGAUUCGGUUUGGCAUGAUGGGCUUCUCUAUAAGUUAUCUAAGAUCAAUGUCCAAGGAGGACAACCGCAUCUUGCUCUCUUCUUUUUGGUUACCGACAAUAAUUUUAUAUUUUUGUUGAUAUUUUUUCGUUUACCAUUACCAAGUUACGUAAUCAUGAUUUUGUCUUGCUUCUUUUCGGAACGCAAAAGCAAAAUAACACAACACUCAGGCUUCUUGAAAAUAUCUUUUUGACCCUCUUUAACCACUCUGGUUUAAACAGUAAAUGUUUAUUUCCAGGUUUUAUUCAUUGAAAAGGCAAUCAAGAAGGAAAAUCCUAAAAAAAAUAAUCCUCUAGAUAUACGCUGAUUUAAAAUUGCUACGUCACAACGAUAUUGCUGUUUUAGGUCAACUCUGGGCUGAAGUCAUUUUUUAGUGUCAUUAGCAAUAUUCUUGAUACAUAAAAUGCUCCAGUGGAGUUACGGAGAGAUGUAUAAAGCAUGAGAAACACAGUGUCAAAUGCUUGAUAUUACUUCUCAAACAAAAUGAUUUGACCAGGAGAAAUUAAAGAUGCAGUUAUGAGCAGUUCCUCACCUAAUUUCCAAACACUAAUAAAACAUUUGUAUUUUCUUUAUGGAUUAUUGAGGAGUUCGAGAUAUCAAACAAAUUAUCAAAACAAAUUUCACAAGGGAGACAGGAAUUGCUGCAUUAAAACUUGAAAGUUUUUAAGUUUCAAUCCAUGCCAAUCCUAGCCAUCUGUUGCAUCAGAGGACAGGAAACAGUUUCCAUGCUUAAAUAUAGUCUUAAAUAACAAAACUAGACUAUUAUUUUUGACAUUCAAUUGAUGCGAGAAAAGUUUUAGCUUUAAAAAAACAUAGAAAAAAAAUACAUUUGAACAAGACACACAAACGAAAAAAACUUCUGCAACGCGAGACGUUUUCUUCUUGCCUGGCAAUUUUUUAAGCGAAAAACAAAACAAUAAUUAUGUAUGAAAUGAGAUAGGAAAUCUAUUUAAUUCCCAGUUAACAAAACUUUGUGAUCUUGAUCUUCGAUCUUCGACGAAUCCUAAAUUCCAAGUAAUUUUUUUAAACAUCAAGAGAAAAAAAAAUAAACUGAUUGAAUUUACAGUUUAAAAGGUUCGGUUUUAAAUACCUCUCCCUUAACCAAUCUUAGUGAUGUCCAUCGCUCAAAAGUCGUCAAUUAUCUUACAUAUUUCUCUCUGCCAAUAAUUACGAAUAUGCCAAAAACUGUUUUCUCUGUUUCCCGUGUCACUUUUUAUAGUUAAAGAAAUCUUAUCAUUCUGAAAACAUGUGCUCUAUGCCCUCGAUUUGUCCCGAAAGUGUAACCUUCAACAUGAGGGGUAACGUUUUGCGUUGAAUGGUGUGUGUGUGUUUUUUUUUUAAUUGAAAUAGCCAUUUUGAUUUGAACGGUAUGAUGAAUAUGUAAUACGUGUAAUGCGGCAGGCGAAGUAAUUAAUUUUUGAACCCUGCUGCGUUUGUUAAGUAAAUGAACAUUAACUCACGAUCUUUAACUAUUAAAUAAUCGCAUUUUAACAGCUACGAUUAACUUGUACGUGCUUCUUUGACGCAAUAACUGAAAAUUUAUGCAUUGCUAAAAUGGCUUUUCGUUUCUAGAAAUGGUUUUAUCAAAGAACAAGAUAACUAAACCAACACGCUUGCGUUUGAAGAUAAGAGCUUUCGUUGUUGUUUUACCUUUUUAUGAAAAAAAUAAUAGAAAAAAAAUCUCUUUUUUCGUUCCAGCGACUUAUUGGAGUGGCAAAGCUCGAGUGGGCAGGUGGAGUUCGAGAAUGGGCAAUUUUCCGUUUUAGAAAACAUCGGUAUUCUAGAUUCUUCUUCUUAUGCCCCGUCUUGAGC